UCGAUGGGUGACGUCAGGUGACGUUUGGAGAAAAACAUGUCUGCCCCCGUUAAGGCAAUGCUGCUGUAAUCCAAUUUGUUAAGGAUUAUCUAAAAUAAAGUUAGUCUAGACAUUUAAUCAAGCUGCAUCGCAAUCGAACAGUAGCGACCUUUGUAAUGAAGACUUUCUGUGGACGUGCGAACCCAGCCACAGGCGCGUUGGAUUGGGUUGAGGAGAGUGAAGAAUAUGACUACCAUCAGGAGAUUGCCAGGUCCUGUUAUGCUGACAUGCUACACGAUCAUGAUAGGAAUGAGAAGUACUACCAGGGGAUCAGGGCUGCUGUGAGUAGAGUGAAGGCACGCGGGGAGAAAGUCAUAGUUUUGGACAUUGGCACUGGAACAGGACUACUCUCCAUGAUGGCUGUCACAGCCGGUGCUGACUACUGCUAUGCUGUGGAGGUUUUCCAGCCCAUGGCGGCCGCGGCUCUCCAAAUAGUUGAGAGAAAUGGUUUCGCCGACAAGAUCAAAAUCAUCAAUAAACACUCGACCGAAGUGACAGUUGGACUGGACGGGGACAUGCAGACCCGGGCCAACGUCCUCAUCACAGAGCUGUUUGACACAGAACUGAUCGGAGAGGGAGCCUUACCCAGCUAUGAACACGCUCAUUUAAACCUGGUCCAGGAGGGCUGCGAGGCCGUGCCCCAUCGUGCCACAGUGUACGCCCAGCUGGUGGAGUCCGAGCAGCUGUGGAGCUGGGCGCAGUUACAACCCGUGGAAGUCGACGGUCGCAAACUGCUGCCCCCGCCUGCUGUGGGUGGCUGCGCCGGAGCCCACUCCGUGUGUGACAUCCAGCUGAGCCAGGUGCCCCCAGACCGCUUCACACCACUGGGGCCUCGCUGCACCAUGUUCAGUGUGGAGUUCAGUAAGCCGGUGAGCAGUGCCCCUCAGUCCCACUCCUCGAGAUUCACAGCCCAGUCCAGCGGCCGGGCUCAGGUGGUCCUGUCCUGGUGGGACAUAGACAUGGACCCGAGUGGCUCCAUCAUGUGUUCCAUGGCUCCGAGCUGGACCUACCCAGACCCUGGUUCCUCUCCCUGGCGGGAUCACUGGAUGCAGAGUGUCUAUUUUCUUCCUGUGGAGAGGAAGGUGGUCAAGGGGGAGGAGCUCAGCCUUACAGUGAACCAUGACGACUACAGUCUGUGGUACAGCAUACAGACAGUCAGUCAACAGGGUCCGGUGAGUGAAGCACCCACCUGUAGGCCGUGUUGCGUCUGUCAGGCGCACCUGGUGUGGACGAGGCCGCGCUUCGGUGAGCUCAACGACCGCCGGCGCACGCAGAGCUACGUUAACGCUCUUCGCAGUGUUGUGAAAGCAGAAAGCGUGUGCCUAGGGGUCAGUGAUGGGAGUUUGCUACCUGUCUUCGCUCACAUGCUUGGUGCUAAGAAGGUGUUCAGUUUGGAAAGCACCAGAAUGUGUAAGCAGGUCAUUGAACAGGUUUUGGAUGCGAACUCCAUGAGAGGUGGGGUCCAAAUUCUGGGCAUUCGACCUGACCAGCUGUCCAGUACUGACCUGGAUGGGGAACAGAUAUCAGUGUUAAUGGGAGAGCCCUACUUCAGCACCAGUCUACUGCCCUGGCACUCCCUGUUCUUUUGGUACUGUCGCACUUCCCUGGCCCGCCUGCUCGCACCCGACGCCACCAUCUUGCCUUGCUCUGCCACACUGAACAUGGUCGCUGUGGAGUUCCGGGACUUGUGGAGGAUAAGAGCUCCUUGUGGUACAUGUGAAGGCUUUGAUGUUGGACCUAUGGAUGAGAUGGUUCAGAAGUCUCUGGAUUUCCACGAGUCACGCGAGGCAGAGCCACACCCCCUAUGGGAGUACCCGUGUCGAGCCCUGACCCAAUCCAAAGCUGUCAUGAAUUUUGACUUCCUACAGUGUGUUCCUGCACAGCCAAUCAGCAGUAAGGGAUCGAUACCACUUAUAAGGAGAGGACGUUGUCACGGUGUGGCUUUGUGGAUGGACUACCAACUGAAUGACGACAUCACAGUUAGCAUGGGCCUGACGAAGCCAGUCAGUGAUGAGGGUGUCUGUGAAUGGAGUCUCCAUCGGAAACAAGGAGUGUACUUCUUCAGGUCUCCCUGGGAGGGCUCAGGGGAUGAAGGCGCCUCCAUAUCUUACACUUUCACAUUUGAACCCAGCAUUGGGGACAUCAAAAUGGACUUCACAGUUGACUCCAGUAAUUGACCAGUAGCAGGCUACACCCAGUAUAUGUAUUUAGAAAGCUAUAGGUUGGUUUCUACACAGAUGACGUUUCAAAUAAAUCUCGAAAAACUUUU
Messenger RNA from Esox lucius (northern pike), 2308 nucleotides. It is a transcript of the gene prmt7, whose product is annotated as protein arginine methyltransferase 7. Gene Ontology annotation, molecular function: protein-arginine N-methyltransferase activity. Gene Ontology annotation, biological process: peptidyl-arginine methylation. Lineage: Eukaryota; Metazoa; Chordata; Actinopteri; Esociformes; Esocidae. The coding region runs from base 156 to 2216 and encodes 686 amino acids. The transcript is spliced from 17 exons. The record is from RefSeq and is a predicted model, not a curated record.